UACCGCGAGAAAGCUGAGAAUAUUGCGCAAAACCUCACUUUCACGCCGGGACCAGUAUCUUCAUCCUUCUCAGUUCCAUCAGUGGACCAAGUACUACACGCCUUCAUGUCCGCCAAACCAGCAACGAAGUCAGUCAACACAGCCAUCAGCCAACUGCUCAGCGACGUCAAGGAGAUGGUAACAGAACUCACUUCCCUCAAGAAACUGAAGUUCAAUCCUCAACUCGCCGAACGCGACGAUGCCAUCUUCGCCAACCUGACUGGACUCCCGGACAUCAAGAACUUCGAACGCCUCACUCAACACAGUGACGACAACUUCGGAGUACCUUAUCCUCCUAAUUCAUCAUUCACACCACCUGACCAAUAUUCUCAACAACUGCUAGUCCAAAUUUUCACACCCUAUGUGAAUAACCCCACCUCGGAAAUGAGUUAUUCACUGAAAAUUCCUGCUAACAUGCUGAUCCGACCAAUCGAAGAAAACACGACUAGUGCCACCAAGACGACCAGCACUCCCAAGCAGCACAUUUCUACGACUGCCCGGACGCCGACUACGAUCUGGACCACUACUCGUCCCGUCACUAUCGUCAGUACUACUAAUAGCAAGCCGCGAACGACUUCAACACCGCCUGCCACGAAACAAAGUAGUACCGCCUCUUCGACCACCAAACUUCACGUGCCAUCAACUACCUUCUUACCGCAGUUCCAACAAACUCUUGUUGUAGAACGAAGAUCCAUCCAAGAUCUGGACGAGCAGAACUUGAACGCGAAAGCAAAUUACAUCGCUUCUAAGUUUGAUGCCGAAGAAAAUUUCAAAAACAAUAUUCCCCGCCGCAUCGCUCAGGAUCAUCUACAAUAUGCCACAGGUGUUUUUCAAGAGGACCUCCGAAAACACUUCCAGGACACCUACGAGAACAUCUGCGAAAUCCAGAACAAGUACCUUGAGUUAUGGCAUUCGAUCCUUCAUAUCGAACCAACCAUAGCCAUGAGAACUAUUCUAGGAAGAGAAGACAUAGCAGCUAGAUUUGUCGGAAGACACAUCGUGCACAUUCA
Molecule: messenger RNA, 1049 nt
Organism: Auanema sp. JU1783
Lineage: Eukaryota; Metazoa; Nematoda; Chromadorea; Rhabditida; Rhabditidae
Source: the annotation of a GenBank genome assembly